Rhizophagus irregularis DAOM 181602=DAOM 197198 is the source of this 1635-nucleotide messenger RNA. Lineage: Eukaryota; Fungi; Glomeromycota; Glomeromycetes; Glomerales; Glomeraceae. The record is from RefSeq and is a predicted model, not a curated record.
AUGUCAGCUUCAAAUUACAAACAAUCCAACUCUUCCUUGGCUUCAUAUGAACCUUCGAAACCUUAUCCGCAGUUGGACGGACAUUCUGAUAGCAGACGAAAUAUUCCUGAAGGCAGACUUGCUAAAGAUAAUGUUUCAGAGACGACUAUUAAACCACAGGAUAACACACUUCCGACUAUUAUAGUCAAAGCUCCUUUACCUUCACCAAUAUUUUCGACUUUUUCUUUUUUGGUCUCUUUCGAAAAAUUUUACGUGACUGCUGCAUCCAAAGCAGGUUAUAACAAGAUCUAUGAAUGUAGGCGUUCAAAAAGUUUCUUUUUUGAGGUUGUCGAUCAAAUACCAGACACCAAUGAAAUUCACCUGAAGAUAUAUACAUCCGAUCAUCAUAUGUCAUCUACUCCAAUUCGAUUUCACUUUGGUAUCUAUGUAGCUUGUAACCAUCUACCUACAAAGAAGUCUCCCCAUCAAAAACCAACACCAUGCCGUACACCGUGCCCUUUUGUUAAAAAUUUUAAUCGACACGCUUGUAACCAACAUCAUUCGGCCAUCACUCAUAUAAUAAACACACCCUCAGAGGAUAAGGCAACAUCAGCACCUGCUACUGGUCCUAUGUACACCAAGAUUUACAAAAAUUUCUCUCGUACGUUAAGUUCGAAUCCACGUACAGCUGCACGGCAAAAAGCUCGUUUUGAUCGAUCUUGUCGACGUAUUUUUAAUAGUAAUAAACCUAAAUCUGGGAUGGCUCUUAAACUCCGAUAUAAGAUUAGACUUGCGAAUCAAAGGAAGUUCCUUUUCUGUCCAUAUCAAAAGAUCUAUACACGGAUCCCUCACUUAAAAUUCAACAUGGGAUUAUUUAAACGUUUCCCAACCGUUCCCUUAUUCCAUUUUCCAUACGAUCAGAACUGCGCUCUUUUACAUCUACCUGAAGAUAGGAUUUUUCCCCCUCACAUUAGUUCUGCAUUACGCAGUGUUAUCAAGAAUCAGGACUCCGAUGAAGAGGAUAACUCUUCAGCCAAUAAUGGCAGGGAUGAUACAUCAGAAAACUCUUAUAGGGAUUGGUAUAUCAAGAAUCUUAUUGACGAACACUAUGGUAAAGGUGCAUCAGAAUACAUAGAUGCCGUACUUUUAUUACAAGACUCUACAAUUCAGUUAUCCUUGAGAGACGCAUAUAUGUUAGGUUUAGAUGAAGAUCGCAUUAGUGAGAUCAGAGCUCGAGAUCGUCUUAACAAACGGUUAAAUGUCAUUAAAGACAUCGAAGAUCAUAAUACUUCUGCCAAACAUUAUCUUAGGCGUACUAAUGCUAUGGAGUUUUUUACUCGACUGAAUGAUAAUUUUGAUGACCGUAUGGCCAGUAUUCGCAAUUUCGCGGAUGAACACUACCCCUUUAAACCAUACCGUGCUAUUAUUCGACCAAAUGAUAUCCAAUACAUCAAAGAUAAUCUUGGUGAUACCUCCGAUGACACGAAAAUAAUAGAACGUCGCCCAAAAAAGCGUCGUGCCAGACAUAAUCAUUAUAAUAAUUAUGGAGAUCUUAUACCUCUAACAAAAAAAAUUUGUCUUUUCGAUUGUAGGGUUACCAAAGAAGAAGACUUCUUACCCUCUAAUAUAGAUUUAAUUUUUAAAUUUCGUAUUUGA